Tyto alba (common barn owl) is the source of this 1796-nucleotide messenger RNA. RefSeq names its product F-box protein 8 (gene FBXO8). Gene Ontology annotation, molecular function: protein binding; guanyl-nucleotide exchange factor activity. The record is from RefSeq and is a predicted model, not a curated record. The transcript is spliced from 7 exons. NCBI's taxonomy places the organism in Eukaryota, Metazoa, Chordata, Aves, Strigiformes, Tytonidae. Bases 376 to 1335 code for a protein of 319 amino acids. Gene Ontology annotation, biological process: regulation of ARF protein signal transduction.
CCGGGGGCUGCUCAGCCCGCUCCUGCCCGGCGAGGCUCACGUACCGACUCGGGCCGGGCUCGUCGCGGCGGCGGUUGGGACCCGAGAGCGCACAGGAAAGUCUCAUCUCCUCCUUCCAGCCCUGGGCUGUUAGUGCCUACCCACAGGAACUGUUUUUUAGCUUGGUUCUUCACUGCAAAUCACUGCAGGCUCUGCCUGCUCAGCAGGGUCAACAGCAGCACCAGCUGGAGUUGGGGCGGCAGGAGCACUUGAUGGGUUUAUACCUGUAGUCCCAAAUGCCAAUUGUGGUACACCUACUGCUGAUUCAUUUAAUAGCUCUAGAUUCUGUUCUAACAGUGCUUGGUGAUCUUCCUUUGGGAUGAAGCAGGCUCACAGAUGGGUCAGGGACUCUGGAGAGUUGCUAGGAACCAGCAGCUGCAACACCAAGGAUACAGUGGACAAGGCUAUCUUACCAGAGAUCAUGGUAGGAGGAUAGCUACUAACAGUGUUUCCAAUACCAGCCAUCGCAAACAAGCCCAAGGAGGCAUUGAUAUCUACCACCUGUUGAAGACAAGAAAAUCUAAAGAACAGGAAGGAUUCAUUAACCUGGAAAUGCUGCCACCAGAGCUUAGUUUUACCAUCUUGUCAUACCUGAAUGCAACUGAUCUCUGUCUAGCUUCAUGCGUCUGGCAGGAUCUUGCUAAUGAUGAGCUUCUCUGGCAAGGGUUGUGCAAAUCCACUUGGGGUCACUGUUCUAUAUACAAUAAGAAUCCGCCUCUAGGAUUUUCUUUUAGAAAAUUGUAUAUGCAGCUAGAUGAGGGCAGUCUCACCUUUAAUGCCAACCCUGAUGAGGGAGUCAACUACUUUAUGUCCAAGGGCAUACUAGAUGAUUCGCCGAAAGAAAUAGCUAAGUUUAUCUUUUGCACAAGAACACUAAAUUGGAAGAAGCUGAGAAUCUACCUUGAUGAAAGGCGAGAUGUUUUGGAUGACCUUGUGACGCUGCACAACUUCAGAAAUCAGUUCUUGCCAAAUGCACUGAGAGAGUUCUUCAGACACAUUCAUGCUCCUGAGGAGCGUGGGGAGUACCUUGAGACUCUCAUAACAAAGUUCUCUCACAGAUUCUGUGCUUGUAACCCUGAUUUGAUGAGAGAGCUUGGCCUUAGCCCUGAUGCAGUGUACGUACUGUGUUACUCUUUGAUUCUGCUUUCCAUUGACCUAACAAGCCCUCACGUGAAGAAUAAAAUGUCAAAGAGGGAAUUCAUCCGAAAUACACGAAGAGCUGCACAGAAUAUUAGUGAAGAUUUUGUAGGACACCUUUAUGACAACAUCUACCUUAUUGGCCAUGUAGCUGCCUAAAAGCACAAUUUGCUAGCACUUAAAAUUUGUAAUUUUCAAAAACUAUAUCAAUUCAAGAAAUUAAUUAUUUUGUAGAGAUGGGGGUUAUUUUAGUGCUGGUCAUUCUAACCUCUGUAUGCAAUCAAAUUUUGUGUGUGUAAGUGUGUGUAUGUGUUAAACUACCUUUUCUAUCUAUUUACCGUGGGAACGGAAGGAUUUGGAGAUUUGGUUUUCAUAAUUUUUUUAGUUUUGCACAAAACAAUGCCAUUAGUCUGACACAGCCAUUUACGAAUGUUAAACUGACAGUGCAGUCUAAGCUGACAAAGUGGUGAAUUCGUGCAUUAGAUCUGCUUGAAACUUUAAUAAGUUCAUUCUUUUUAGAAUACCAUGUAAUGUGUAUAUAUUUAACUAAAGAGAUUUAUAAUCAUAAUUAUUUUAUUGUAAAAUAUUUUAACUAAAAUUUCUCCUUUUAUCUCUUAAAA